AUGGCUUCAAGGGGAAGACAUCCAUACAACCGCCCUCAAGAAAUUCAAGUGCAGUGCAUCUCCACGAGAACAUCUUGCCGGGGCACUGCUUUUGAAGUGGCAGAUGGAAAAAUUAAAGUUUCGGCAGAAACCAUUACCACCAUGUAUGCACUUUGGGAUGGCAGUAGCAUGUAUACAAGCCCCCAAAGUGCAAACAAGUACGAGUUUCAGGAGGGCUGUCAUUACGUCUUGAAAAACCAUGCCAUCUCCUCCAUUCCUGGCCGAAAACGUCUGUUUGUAAAUACAAACACCAAAUUAUUCAAGGGGUCAUCCACAACAAUUACCGAAGAGCUCCAAAAGCUCGGUGAUGAAGCCCUGGUUCCACCCUCAAAGGUUUCCACUGGGACUGAACCAGAGAUGUAUUCAUCUGGAGAAUACGUAACCUUGACAGGGGUUAUUGAAAAGUUGCAUGUGGUGAGAAUAGUUUCCGGAAACGUUCCUGUCCUUGACCUUACCCUCAAAUGUGGUAGUAAGAGCGUUAACUUGUCCUUGUGGCGGGACGAGGCUUUAGCCGAUCUUCAACUAGACAUGGAUGUGACCAUCACACACCUAAGACCUGCCAAAAAAGGAGAGGAGAAACUCAAUUCGUCGACAUACACAACUAUAAAGGUUCUUGAUGCCAAACCAGUCUCUGAAGAGAUCCAGGUCAUUGGAGUCUCUGAGGUGCAGGAUGGCCUCCAGUUGGUAGCGGAUGAUUUCCAGGAGUUUUUUCUCCCAUCCGAGGUCCGCACAUGUGAAUGUGAGACCUUGUCCGAAAUGGCUCCUUUUAAAUUGCAGAUUGAGCACGUGCGCAACAUCAUUAGCACAGUGGAGUUCCCCGUCUGAAUGGUUGUAAAUAGUUGAAUUAAUUAUUUUUUUAAAAAAACAUCGUUAUACUUACAUUUUAUGAAUUGGUUUGAUAAUUUGUUAUCCAAAUAGUUAUGUAUGCACUUUGAAUUUUUUUUUAAUGCUGUUCCCUAUGUUAAUAAAAAUAAAAAACACAAUGUGAUUAUUUGUAACAUGAUCUAUUAAAUUAAUGCACUAAUUUUUUUUAUCAUUGUCUCCCUAAUAUCUCUUUUCGUAGAAAUAAGCCUUACAAUGCUAGUAAUGUUGAUUUGAUAUGCAAAUGGAAUUAGAUAAAAGUAUCUGCUUAUUAAGUAAAAUAC
Molecule: messenger RNA, 1184 nt
Organism: Misgurnus anguillicaudatus (oriental weatherfish)
Lineage: Eukaryota; Metazoa; Chordata; Actinopteri; Cypriniformes; Cobitidae
Source: RefSeq, a predicted model, not a curated record